AGCCGCGGUGCAGAGGUUCAUGCAGCGGCGGCGGCGGCGGCGGCUGCUGCUGCUGCCGCCGCGGAGGCAGACAGACCGGGCGCUGCCGCCGCCGCCCUCCCCCGGCUCCAUGCCGCCGCCGCUGCCACCUCCUCCUCUCCGGCGAGGGGCGGGGGGCUCCGGCCCGGGGUGGGCACCACUCCUCGCAGCGCCGCUCCCCUCCCUGCCCUCCGCCCGGGCGCUGGAGCCGGCGAGGGCACCCUUCGCCUCCUAGGAGUGCACCCUCCGCGCGCCCUGCCGGAGCGAGGGGGCGGGCGUGGGCGGGCGUCGGGGCAGCGGAGACCCCGCGCGGCUGCAAGAGGAGGGGGCUUCCCCAAGUAUGCCCGGCAGCUCCCUGUUCCUAGGUGCAAGCUGAGUCUGACCGGGAGCGAGCGGCGCGUCGCCAUGCCGGCGUGACGCGCCCCCGGCUGCCCGCGCGGGCCCCCGCGCUGCCCCACGCCGCGGCGUGCCGGCGCCGGGCUGCAGGAUGGGCUGUAUCCAAAGCAUCACCUGCAAAGCGCGGAUCCGGCGCGAGAACAUCGUGGUGUACGAUGUGUGCGCCACCAUCGACCAGUGCCCCACGCGCAUCGAGGAGACCUCGCCCAUCGUCCUGCGCUACAAGACCCCGUACUUCAAAGCCUCGGCCCGCGUGGUCAUGCCCCCCAUCCCCCGCCACGAGACCUGGGUGGUGGGCUGGAUUCAGGCGUGCAACCAGAUGGAGUUCUUCAACACCUACAGCGACCUGGGCAUGUCAAGCUGGGAACUGCCUGACUUGAGGGAAGGGAGAGUAAAAGCCAUCAGUGACUCAGAUGGGGUGAGCUACCCUUGGUACGGGAACACCACAGAAACUGUGACCCUGGUUGGCCCCACCAACAAGAUCUCCAGGUUCUCCGUCAGCAUGAAUGACAACUUCUACCCCAGUGUGACAUGGGCAGUGCCUGUGAGCGACAGCAAUGUGCCGCUGCUCACAAGAAUCAAGAGAGACCAAAGUUUCACGACCUGGCUGGUGGCCAUGAACACUACCACAAAGGAGAAGAUCAUUCUGCAGACCAUCAAGUGGAGGAUGAGGGUGGACAUUGAGGUGGACCCUCUUCAGCUCUUGGGGCAGCGGGCCCGGCUGGUGGGCAGGACUCAGCAGGAGCAGCCCCGGAUCCUGAGCCGGAUGGAACCCAUCCCCCCUAACGCACUAGUGAAACCCAAUGCCAAUGAUGCCCAGGUCCUCAUGUGGAGGCCCAAGCGGGGGCCACCUCUGGUUGUGAUCCCUCCUAAGUAGAAGCAGACUGGCCUGAUUGUGUGUGGAUCACAUGCCUCUGAGACAUGCAGUGAGGGUGCCAGGGGUGGCAGGAGCCAAACUGAGUUUCUGAGCCAAAGCAGACCUCUUGGUUUGCCAGCCUUUGCAGCCACUUUUGAAGAGUAGGGCUGCUCCUUGGGUGGUAGAACCAUAAUCCUUAGGAAAAAUCCCUUCCUCUUAGGAAUAAAAAAAUCACUGAUUUGACAGACUUGCUGUGAUUACCAUGCAAGUAGCCAUAUUUUGGAGCUGACCAGGAUGAUUCUUUUAUCUGAACUAUUGACCAUUUCUUUCCUGUGAGAUGCAGGGGAUGGAAACAAAAUUAAACAGUGCCUGUGGCAAAUGCUCCUUCCCAACCAAUAAGAAGUAGGAGUGAAAACAUCCACACCAGGUGGUCAUAAGGCAGACUCCUGCAGUCUGACUGGAGGGUGCUGGGGAAAAGGGUGGUGAAAGAAUGGGUGAUGGGGAGAGGAAGAAUAAGGUUUUAUUACACAUUAAUACCUCUGCAUUUAUUACUUGAUCAUCAGAUCGACACACACUGGAAUGAAUGAACACUUAGAAAACUAGACAAAUAUUGAUAUUUGCUCCUUUCUGAGGGAGAAAGACUCCUUGGAACUGUCCAAGGUGCUGAUGUGAACUAACGGAAACACUUCAUUAGUUCCAUCUACCCACCUCUUUCCAAAAAGAUUGCUUAUUCGGAGUAUUUUUAAUCACAGUAUUUGGCUUUGUAAUUCCUGUAUUCUGCAGUAGUUAGGAUAUUUGGGGCUCUGUCCAUGUUUUAGUGAAAUCCUAACUGUGAUGUUGUUUACAGCUGCUUAUUCUGUUCCCAUGAUUAGCCCUAAAUUUAUAUUUAAAAAAUUAUAAGCCAUGAAUCCAUGUAAGAUUUCAAGAACAUUUCAGCAAAUAAGAACAGUAUUUUCAUUCUAUUUCUUUUGAGUUUUUGAAUGAUCUGAACACAUAGAAUGGACACAUGUAUGCACAGACACAUGCACACAUGCACACAUGAAGGAUGCAUAUAGCAUAAUUACUAGCAUAUUUGCCACCAGUGCCUACAUAUCUACCUGUAGCCUUUGUAUGUACAUACACUGUAUGUUUAUAUAUAUAUUUAUUUUAGCUCUGUUUCACAGAAGCUCAAACUUGAGCAUUUGUGAGAAACUAUUUCUUAAGGCUUAACUUUAGAGCCCUUUAAAGAAAAUCUAAGCUACUCAUAUUAAGUAAGCCUGUAUUGCUAAGAUUUAACCAGUAAAGAUGAGAGGCCAGGUUUACUUUAAUCAGGCCAAUAUAAAACUUGUUUUUGAGGGUUUCCAGUCUUUGCAGUGAGGAUUUUUGCAGUUCUAGCUUGAAUCACCCUUCCUCCCCUCCCCCACUCCAAAAAAAGAACUUUUCCCUUUAUUCUCAGUAAUUCAACCAUAUAUAUGGUUGUAUAUAUAUUUGCUUGUUCACCACCCCCUCCAUGCAAACUAAUUAUAAAAUUUUCACAUUGUCAUUGUAGAUUUAAUAAGUAGACACUGCUAACUUAAUUUCAGAGGGAGAAAGUUGAAGUUCAAGGCAGUUUUACAAUCUCGUGAUUGGCUCCAAAGAGCUGUCUUCUACUAGAGUUUGUGGAUAGAGAAUAAAAAGCAGGAGGGUUUAUUACUUUUAUUAAAAAUUCAAUUUAGUGUAAUUUAUUUCAGAUUCUAGUCCCAGGGGAUGGUACUUAUUUACGUAAGAGUGCUAACAGAUCUGCUCCAAAUUAUGUAGUGUUAACCUCACACCCCAGCCAUCAACUAUUCUGUUAUAGAUUAGUUAUUGAUGGCAAGUUAUUUAUAACAGCACGUUAAUAAUACAUCAGUGGCUCGCAGAGGACCUGGAGACAUUCAUUUAGAAAUAAUUCAGCUGUUACAUUUGAAAUUCUCUGUCCCUUCCCAUGUUUCCUUGUUUUAUUGGGAAAGGCAGCCCCCAAGAGCUCCAUGGCUAAAACACAAAGCAGCUUAUUUUCCAUGCUGACACCACAGGCCGCAAUCUCUCCCCCAGACUGAAUUAGACUCUACCCCUGUGGGAUUCUGGGGAGUGGAUACUGAUCCUAGAAUCUAAUCCGUGUGGCCCAACUUGACGAAAACCUGAUAUUUUAAACUCCAAAGUUGUAACAACAGAUUAAUGAGAAUUUACAUUACAAAAUGCUAUGGAAGAGUUAUGUUUUCAAAUUCCCCUAGUGCAUUAAAAUACUAUAUGACUUACACAACUAUAUUUACAAAUAACUUUUUCAGAAGCAUAUCUGUAUUUCUAAAGCAAGGUGUAGCAUGUUUAGCUAGACUUGUUUCCUGUGAAAAAUCACACUUUUUCAGAGUUUUAAAUGAACCCCACAGCAGUUUUCUGGGAAAUUGUGUAAUGACAAAAUGAAAAAAAAAUGGGAAAGUGCUUAUGAAAGUUAAAAGCAUCAUAUACAUUGUGAUUAUUGUUAUUGAUACCAUUGUGAACUCUACAGUUGUGUCUCUCAGCUCUGAAGUCAGCCUGGCAGAACGCUCUAUUACCCUGUGGCCAAUUAUUUUCAAGUUACUGUUGUUUUACAAGGAAAUGACCCCUUUUCUUCCUGUGAUUUGUAGGUCAUUAUCUUUCAGCUUAGUCAGGAUAUUGCCAAAUGAAAGUCUGUCAUACAAGAGAGAAUUAACCUUGAAAUCUCUGUUGAGGUCACCUCUGCCCUCCCAUCCAGUCCUCCUUCCCCUCAAAGUGCCUGGGCCUGACGCCAGAUGCCAUCAGUUUAAAGGGGCUCAUUUAGUGCCUUAAGUUUUAGUUGGGUGGUCUCAGGACUUAGACACACACAACACAUGGCUUCUUGGUGGCAAAAGAGUUUUGAAUUCCAUAGGAAAAAUUAUUUCAUCAGGUCUUAAGUUUUCUUAAUCAAGUCCUUUGAGAUCUUUUAGUCCAUGAUCUCGAAGGAAAUUGAGGCCUCAUUAAAUUAGGUCAUCUAUUCAGAAUCGUAUACCUAGCCAGCUGAAGAGCCAAAAGAAGGCCCCAUCUCCCAAAUUUCAUCUGACAACAUGGUCACACUUAGCGAGGACCCACAGCCUCUUGUCUGCAACCAAAACAUUAUCAUCAUCCCUAAUCCAUUCACCCACAAAUCAAUGAGUCUAAAAACUAGAGACAAUUGGAUCCAUCCUUUAAAGAACAAGAGAAAAUCCCUGUUACUAUUAUGUAAAAGAAAAUUUGAAUGUUGCAGAUUCCCUUUAUCUGUGACGGCUGUUUUGAGGUUGAACCCUUAAUCUGGGCCCUUCACUGCAUGCACUUGACAUUCCUCGGUCAUUGCUGUAGCCCACAUACCUAGCCAGAAGAAGAGCCAAGCACAUCUCCUGAAUCUCAUCUCACAUGAGAUGGGGGCACAUGAGAAAGUUGGAGGCUAGUCCCCUACCCACCUCCCAUUCCAUGGACCUUUGUGCAACUCCCUCUCUCCUGGUGCUGGAAUGACAUCUCGUAGGUCAGAAUCAUGUGCUAAGCAGCAAUUCUGAUCAGUAAAAUAAAAGAACUAUGAUUUAUGGAGUGUUUUUACAGAAGUCUUCCACAUGCAUUUUCUCAUCCCCAGUUUUAUGAGUGUGAUACUCUAGUAUUAUUAUCCCCAUUUUCAGAUAAUAAAUUGAGACCAAAGAGGUUAAGUGACAUAUCCAUGAGUACACAAACAAAAUGUCAGGAGCCAGGAUUCAAAUGGGGCCUUUUGGCUCCAACUUCCAUGCCCUUCCAUUAUCCUUUUCUGCUUCUCCUGUUCAUCCCUGCCUAGAGGGCACAAAAGAAAAGGAAGGAAAGGAGAAAGCUGGUCACUUUCAUCUAUACAGUCAUGUAGUCUCUUCCAAUCUAUUAAAUAGAUAUGCUAAACAUAUGAGAACAAACACUGCUUUCUUAUGUAAAGAAACCCUUUGGGAGGUUAUCCCAGAAAAUAAUGCCUGACAGGGGCUGCAGUGUGGGUGAGCUAGCUGUCACUCAGCAGCUCUUAGCAGAGUACUGGUAAUUGGAGUAGGAAAUCUGCUCUCCUGGUCUCAGAAUCCCUUAAGCACCACAAGGCCAAAAAGGGGAAGGAAAGCAUGCAUCCUGCAACUAGGUCCCAGCUGAACAAGGCCCUGCCACCCGCCGUCCCUCAACAUGGCUGGAGCAGCCUUUGGGGUGUGAGCAGUGGAAACAAUGGCUUUCCAAGCCCUCGUUGGCACAUUGAACAUGCUUGUUAGAACUGAGGGCACAAUUAAACAUUGCAAGAGCCAGCUCCCAACUGAGUUGCAAGGAAAGAUGUAAACACACACACAGACCCACCACACUCACAUACUCUUCAAACUGAAAAGAAAAUUAAUCAAAAACCCAAUGAAUGCCUGAACUCUAUAAUUAAGUCUAAAUGAUCUUUAGAUAGAAAGGGAGCUGAGUGAGUAAGCUCUGUGCACACAGAUAUUUUUACCCCAGAGUCUUACUGCCAUUAAUUUCUUUUGAGAUCUUGAGUACAUCUGGUUCCAGUUUCCCUGGUAGGACAUCUGCCUAUGGAAGACCAUCAGAAGAGUUGCCAGUUCAGUGGCCAGAGGACAGUCAAGGUUAUUUGGUCAUUCCAAACACUUUCACAGGAAGGCAACAUCCCCAUCCCCCACCCAGGUCAGCGGUGCACCUGCCCAUGACAGAGCCCAUCACCAACCUUAGGGUCCUAAAAUUCCCUUUAUGUAUAAGUGCUUUAUGGUUUUUUAUAAAGAGUUUUUCAUUCCUUUGUGUAGAAUGAAAGGCAUCUCUGUUCUAGAUGGAAAGUCAGUAUUGGCCUGAUCUGUCUUUGUUAUUAAUAGUAACAACACUCCCAUCUGAUUAGUAUGUUACAGUUUACAUAGUACAGCACAAAUAUUUUGCCAUUUUAUCCUCAACAAUCCUGUAAUAUUUUGGCAUUAUGUCACCACUUUAUAAUGAAAAAUUUGAAGCAGAAAGCUCAAGUGACUUGUCCAAGGUCACACUAAUUUAGUGGUGCCCUAAGAACUUGAGCCCUCUACACACAGAUAUUUUUACCCCAGACCUUUACUCCAUUCUCACAGAACAUUCUCUCCCUGGUUAAAUGCAGGCACCCUCCUCCGCUUGUCCAGCCACUACUGUUCCUCAGGCAGGGCUGACUAGGAAAGAGUUCCCUAAUUGAUCUCUUGUAAUUUAACCAGACAGAAUAAGCUCUACUGAGGAGUCAGGGUUCAGGUGGCCCAGGCUGUGCCUUCAAGUGGUUUCUCUCCUAUCCCACAUUAGAAGGGAGGCCUACUUGGGUGCUCUGAGGUGCUCUGAGGUAGGAGGCCAGAACCUGGGACAUCAGCAUGACUUGAGAUCUUGGAGGUCCUGCUGGUAGCUGAACUUGAACAAAUCAUUUAACUUUUCUGAGCCUUGGCUUCCUUCUCUGUUAACUGAGAUAUUAAUACAGCCCACCCAACAUCACAAUCAGAAAGACAAAGUGGGACAAUGUCUGAAAAUACUCCAAAUUGCCUGAUGUGCUGCCUCAUGUAAGAUACUAAGACUUGAGUAGAAUCACAGGGCCUGAAACUGAUGGCAGGCCCUCUGGCCUCAUCUACUUGGAAGCCCAAAACCAUCUCAGGAGAACCCGCUCUUCCUGCCAAGUGAGGCCUGGACCCUGCGGAGAGUGGGCCCCGUUUCCCCCAGCCACCUUGCUUGUUCAGGGAGGCCUGAACCCUGGUGGUCAAGGAAAGAAAGAUUUUUGCAUAGCACUCCGGGAAGCAGCUCUAGAAAGAAUGUGUAGCUGGAACUCCAAGAGGCCUUUUGGAAAGGAAAGGAGGCUGGAAUGUCAAAUCUAGGCCAGACUUGAAAUCCCAGCCCAAUUUGCAUAGUUUAAACCUAGAGAAGCCAGCCAGGAACAGCUGCAUUCUUCCGGUUAUGGGCUCAGACAAGAGAUAGAGGAAAAUAUAUGUAUAUAUUCAAAGUUUUAUGUGGGUCUCUACACAGUUUUUGAUGUCCCAGAUCUUGGCUGGGCCCCCACAGUUUAACGGUGUUGUUUCACAUUUGGCCAUGUGGGUGCAAAUAAAAUGAAGAAAUACUUCUUUGUAUCCUAUAGUCCCCAGGCUGUCUCACCACACUGGAGGCAUAUAUGAUGAUGACCUCUGUCUCUCUGCACCUGCCCAAGGCAGCCCCAUUCCCCAUGGCCCCACAUGGACCAGCCACACUGCCUCAGGGCUGCUUCCCAAGGGCUCCCUGUCCUAAUACCCCAAACUGUGCCUCUCCCAGCUGGGCCUAGGAAUGGCCCCCAAGAGAACCUAACCAACUCUUCUUCCCAGGACAAAUGUGAAGCCAGGCCUCUGGGCAGCAGGCCAUGUGGCCAAGCAUAGGAGCCCCUCCUCUGCCUCCAGGCCCACAUUUGUCCUUGGCUAACCCAGAAAACAGGUUGAUCUUCAAAACAGCUGAGUGCUGGGUCAGAAAUGCCCGGGAGAAGGGAAAACAUUAGAAUUACAGCAAUGAUGGGAGAGGCCAGAGACACAGAGCACAACCCAGUGCCACACGGACCUCACUGGGGACUGUGAGAAAUACAGCCAGUGCCAUGAAGUAUUUGGAUAGUGAGAUCGCUGAGCCUAGGGCUGUUCUCAGGCUGGCUGAGGGCCAGUAUUACUAGGAACAGAGAGGAAAUAUAAAGGAGGAGAGAUUGUUUGCUUCAUGCCAGUCCUGGGACUGGGUGAGCCAAGCAGGCACUAGGAUCCAGGAUAUUUUUAUUUUAUUAUUAUUUUUUCACAGAGCUGGAGUCUUGCUAUAUUGCCCAGGCUGGUCUCAUAAGAUCCUGUAUUUAAGAAGGCACUCUCAGGCCGUGCCCAGGCCUGAGAGUAAGACCCUUCCUAAAUACUGGGUCCUGCACUCACCUGCCCCUGUGCAAGCAAGCCUCAUUCAGUGUUUACCCUAGGCACCUGGCUUACCUCCCCCAGUCCCAGCCCUGCUUCAUGCCCACCUCCAACUCACUGCUCUCUUCACAAGAAGAUCGAGCAGAAAGGAUGUUGUGGGAUCCCUCUGAAUACUUGUUCUGUCAACAAGUCUGUAGUGAGUGUCUCCUAUGUGUCAGGCUAAACAGAGUCCUGUCCUCAGGGAGACAAUGCCAACAGGAAGCUUUGGGAGCCACUUAUUUUCCCCCUUGGGCUCACCCAUCAGAGGGGAGCCCAGAACCUACAGAAAUGCCUGCUUAGUUCUCUCUAUCCAGUGCAUCAGCCAGUGUGCCUGUGAGGAGAUGUUGCCUUCCUGGCCCAGGGGCUCCAUGAGGAUGGGUGAGGUUGACAGGGCAGGACUUCUGUCGAGCACUUAGAGCUCUUCCAAGGAAAGGCCCUGGGAAAAACCUACAGCCACGUCAGUACGUGCACAGACACUGGGGAUGAAAGAAACAGCUGGUUAUCUCUCCAUCUGCUCUUGUCCCUUCACCCCACCCUUCAAACCAAUUAGAAUAUUCCACACAGACGUGAUCCAAUGAAAUGUUAAUUGGAAAAAUAACAGGAAAGAUAAUACAUGCACUUCAGGCUGAGAACUAUUUCAUUAAACUGGGCUUUGAAAGCAAGACAGCCAAUUAAAUUAUUUCCCACUUCACUCCCUCACGUACCAGAAACUAUGGAAAGCUAUUACUUCUAAUUAAUUAGGAAAGAAAGAAAGACUCUGCACAUGCAUAUCAGAUGAGCAGGGACUGAGAGGCUGCCCCACCCACCUCUUUGAGAAGGCACACGCACACGCAUCAGGGAACUAAAGACUCAUCUGUCUCACCUAAAAAAUUUCCUAAGUCUUCUGAAAUAGCAAGAAAGCAUCUGUUCCCAGGAGCCACUCACAAAAUCAAACAAAGGAAAACGCCUUCUUCAGGCACGUUCAUCAGAAGGGAAAUAGGGCAUUUAUUGUGAAAGAAUAAGCAGCUUUAAACUCAGUUGGAUUCCAAAGCUUCUGCAGCUUGACCUGAUCCUGUCUUUUUCUCUUCAGUAGAAUUAGAUCUCUCCAAGCCCGCUCUCUGUAUCAAACACAGUGUUCAUUGGCACAGGGUGGUGUCAGGGACCAGGAGACCUGAGACCCCGAGGCCUGAUUUUGGCUUGAUGGUGGUCUGAUGCAGGCCAUCUUUGGGAUCUUCGCUUUUCCGUCUGUGAAAUGGGAAGAAGGCCAAUCUCAGUGCCAUAUUCACCCUCAAAGUUUUUAGGCUUGUGAGAGCACAUUUGACAGAGAGCCCUGAGCCUCUGUGCCUUGCCUUAGAGAAAACUGAUAGAAUCCAAACAUGCAUUUAAAAUAUUUUCUGCAGAAAAAUUAUCCUAACCCAGAGACACCCUUAUUGUAUAAUAAGUAUAACCGAAAUAAUAUAGUGAAAUAAUGAUGACAUAAAGCAGUCAUUGUGGUGAUGUGACUGGCACACAGGCAUCUCUCCAGUAUGGUUCAGGAGAAAUAGGCAGACUCAGGGUGUCUCAAGGCCUCUGCACACGUGCAGCCACAUUGUGCCCUACUCAUUCCCCUCUGUUCCUGUUGUGUCUGUCAUUCUGUGUCACACAAGGUAUUGAGAGCUGUCAAAGCCUAGCACAGUCAGUGCCUCUGACCAAUUCUAACCAAUCUCAUUGCAGGAAGGGGAAGUGGCACCAAAGAGCAUGGCAGCUGUUCCACAGCACAGGGAAUACAGAGGAACACUUUCUAGAAUGGCUUCUAGGCUGUUAAGUCCCCAAUUAUAUAUGCAAUGGCGUUGUCUACUGACUUCAAACAAUUGGAACAAGUUUUUUUUAACCAUCUAUGUAAGAAUUUGAAAUUUGGUUUUUUUCUAAAAUUGAAACCAUGCAUACAAUCUGAAAAGGCAACAUGUUAAUUAAUUUAUAAUCAUAAAAAAUUGUCUCAUUAUAGCAGUACAUCCCUGUAAGCAAACCGAGCAUGUCAAAAAUUCAAAGAUACCAAACAGAAGAAUGAUCAAGAAAAAAAAGAGAAGGAUGCCUGAUGCUUGGCUUUACGCUAGAGCAACUCUCUUCAUAUAUUCAAGACUGCUUUUUUCUGAUUUUAAAACUUUAGUUCACCCACUUUGUUAUGACCACAACUAUUACAUGACAACUUCGGGUUGAAUAACUGAAUAACUUCAGUUUUCUCUAAUGUUGCAUAUUCAAGAAGUAAGUUUUAUCUCUUACUUAUCUCUUUACCAGUGAUUUGGACUCUGGAAUAAAACUAAGUUUAGCUCAGUCAUGGUGUGACCCCCUUGCACAGGAAUAUUGGGUAAGCUACAGCUCUGGUCACUCAAUGAUUCUUGCAAGUCCCUUUGUGCUUUGGAUGCUAAAAAACAAUGCCAUGGGGGAUCUCAACUUCCCCCCCAUUUCCGUGGAUUGCUUAGCAGUGCCUUGCUAACAGGUUAUACAUAUAAAUGACCUGUAAUCCUUUAAUAUUAUUUUAUUUUUAAUCUUUUUAAAAUAACCAUAUGAAAGUUAUAGAUUCUCUUUAUAGAGAAGUGCAUAUGAAAAUAAAUAACAAAAGUGUUGCAUAAAAUUUCAGGGUCAUCUCCCCUUGAAAUCUAUUAAUGGAGCCCAGAUCAUGACCAUCUGCUUUUAGGGAAUUAAUUUGAUCACUGUCUUAACGCCCACUUUAUUUACAUGUUUCCGUGUCCACAUACAGGUCUCCUAGUAGGACAAGGAAAGCCCAGCAAACACAACCACAUGGCAGAGACUGAGAAGGAGGAAGUGAGCAAUGGCUGGCGGCUCCAGAAGCUGAAUCCCUGGACAGCUGAUUUCCCAUUAAAACGUGUACCAUCCUGCCUACCUCCUCGCCUUCCUCCCAUCCCAUGACCAGUCCCUCCUACCCACCCUCCACGAGCCAUGCGGCACUUGCCCUGGGCUGACGGGGCUGCCUGCUUGGCCCAUGGGGAGCUGUGUUGAAGUGGGAGUUGUGCCUGCUGUAUCUUUUUGUGUGUGGAAAGAUGGGGUUCAUUCAGAUCCCAAGUCCUUUCACCAACCCUCAAAGCGAAGCCUCUCGGAGAUGAAAAGCUGGUCAGCCUGGGACUUUAAAUACCUAACGUGGCCCAGCCUUGGUUCCCAAACCCUGCCUUCCCUCCUUUUGCUUUUGGGUGGGAAACGGGGGAUUUGUAUCUCCCUUCCUCCUCCCUCUCCAUGUGGGUGACCUCUCUAGGUUUCUCUAAGUUCUCUGACCCUCGGAGAGCCAGGGCCAAGGCAGUCAUCUUGUUCCCCCUUCCACGGCCAGGCUAGGUGCCUUCAGGUGACCAGGGGCAGAGUGUAAGUCACCAGGAUCAGUGGGGUGAGGGGAAAACCACCUUAAGAGGGCAAAACUGGUGUGCAUUGGUUUAUUUAUUGGUUUAUUUAUUGGCUUGCUUACUAAUGUAUUUAUUUAUAUUUAUUAUACAACACAAAAUCCAUUUCCAUUUUUUAAACAUCAGCCCCAGAAUUUGUCUUCCUGGGCCCAUAGAGCACAGUGAAUUAUUUCUCUUUGAAGCUUCAGAAUAGAGAGGGAAAUUUUUCUCCCUACGCCCAAACACCUCCACCUCAGCCACGUUUUCAACCAGACAUGGGAUUAGAAAUCACCAGCUAACAAGGCUGUAAAGUCACACAAAUCAGCAGAGGCUUGACUGUCCAGACAGCUCUCAGAAUCCGGCCUCCACCCCAACCACCUUGCACCAAUCCUCUCAUUCUCCUUUACUCGGGUGGGGAUUGACCAGCCACCUUCAGCCUAACAGUGCAGAACAAAACUUCUCAUUCUGCUUUGAUGUAGUAUUCUAACAUCAGAUGCACAUUAGCAUCAUCUAAGGGCUUAAAAAAUAUCCAGGCCUGGUCCCCUGCCCAAACCAAUUACAGCAUGGAAGGGUAGAUCCUGGGUAUUGGAGUUUUGUAAGUUACCCAGAUGACUCUAAUGUGAAAAUAGGGUUGGAAAGUUCUAGUAUCACCUCUCCCUUGCCCCUCCCCACCCAGAUUCUUUCUUCUUUACUUCCCAGGCUUUUUCUGGAGUCCUAUUCCCGUUCCUCCAGCCCCUUCUCCUCACUGAACCUUCCCCCCAUCAGCACAGCCAACGAUAGCAGAUCCCUGGAGAGGGGCAGGUCCCAUAAGUGGUACUCUGAGGCUGGUUCCUGCAUCUAGCCUGGGGGCUGCUCCCAAACAGUUUCCAGCUUUUCUAGGAGCAGAAACCUAUCCCCUGCAAGAUUCUUUGUUCACCGGCACCUUCUCCAGGUUCCCAAACUCCAAAAGUUUAAAGGGCACUUUGGCGACAUUUCUGUCUCCAAGCCCCAAUCUUGGUGGUGUGGCCCAUGUAAGUCUUAAAACCCAAGCCUUGGCCAUUUCUGCAGAGCCAACUGAGUUGAAUGAGGGUCUACUGUUAAUAGAGAAAGGGGUCACAGUGCUCCCCCAGCAAGUCCAUUUUCCAGCAACCAACCUUCUCAGCUGUCUAGGAUUUGGAUGCACAACGCAGCAGCCACUGUGCAUUCAAGUCCUAGAUGGCUGAGAAGAGGCAUCUCAUCCUUCACAUCUACAAGAUCUCCACUGCUGAGUAUGAGUAAAUGUGUGUGUGUGUGUAUACACGUACGUGUGCACACACUAUCUGCAUAUAAACCAUCUAGAUAUAUAGAGAUGCCAGACUUCACUUUACAUGUGAUUACAUUUUACAUGAAAACAAUUGAGGGCUUCCGUUGUCUUUCACUUGAUGGAGUUUCACUGUACUAUGUUCAUGACGGGCCCCAGUGAAUUCCAUUUCAGGUAUAUACACAGAAUGUGUAAUAUAUACAAACUGUUAGACACACUACACACACAUAGAAAGCCUAGGGAAACCUGUGAUGUGGGUAAGUUCAUUUCGCCAUCCCAUCUCCUCCACCUAAGUAAUUUCCUGGGGCAAGCAUGGUUUCACACGCUCCCCUCAGCUGCCCAGCCAUUCCCUCUCCAGCAUCCCAUACCACCAAGCCGCCUUUCCCCAUCAGUCCAAAUGUCCCUGCCCUCUGUCCCAUCUCUCAGGGUCCUACUCUCUGAUAGGUGACAGUUCAGUCAGUGGGUGCUAAAGAGUCGAGUGUUACCCUUCCCAGGUGACAUUUAUGUUUUAAUAGGGGCUACAGAUAAUGCCUUAAUCAGAAAGAGUGGCUGUAAUGGUGGGAAUUUCAGGCACAGAAGUGGGCCAGUAAGGGAGAUUCUUUUAUAUCAGGAGGGCAUUUUAGAGCCCCCAAGUCAUACCUGUCUGUAAGUGCAGCCCUUCGUAAGUGCAUGAGCACAAGCAAGCACACUAUCUACGUUAUACCCUCCAUAAUUUUGAGAUACCUUCCUUGCAUUGGCCCUAUCUUUAAAAAUGAAAAAAAAAAAAAAAAAAAAAAAAACAGGGAACUAGCUAAAUUAAUUUAGAUCUCACUGGGAAACGUAGCCUAUUUUUUCACCGGCUGCCAGCCAUCUGGCCCACCCCACCCUGUUCAAUUUCCCUUCUGCUCUUUCUCUUUUCAGCUACGACCGACUGUAUCAGUUAAUUUACUUCUACGUGUCCUCCCUGCUCUCUCCUUACCCUGCUCCCCUACACUAUGUAUUUCCUUCCUUUACCGUUUCCUCCUUGGAACUGUGCUGUGUUUCGUUGUCCUAGAGGACAGAAGAGCAGGUUAAGGCAUGAGCAUGUGUGUAUCACUUUGAAGAAAGAGAAACCAGGUAUUCUGCUACAGUUUGGAGAAAAACCCAGCGAAGGAAGAGAUGAAAGCUGGCUCUGCAGAGUGCCUUAAAAAUGACUUUAAUUAGGAAAUUCUGAGUUGUUGGUCUUCAGAUGUUACAUAAACUCAAACAGAUGUUGCAUUUCACUUCUCUGGGAUUAAAAAAAAGUUAAAUACAGUGUGUAUUCAACAACAACAA
Macaca mulatta (Rhesus monkey) is the source of this 14067-nucleotide messenger RNA. RefSeq names its product family with sequence similarity 78 member B (gene FAM78B). NCBI's taxonomy places the organism in Eukaryota, Metazoa, Chordata, Mammalia, Primates, Cercopithecidae. The record is from RefSeq and is a predicted model, not a curated record.